This is a messenger RNA of Aethina tumida (small hive beetle), 1745 nucleotides long. RefSeq names its product lysophospholipid acyltransferase 7 (gene frj). Gene Ontology annotation, molecular function: lysophospholipid acyltransferase activity. Bases 96 to 1532 code for a protein of 478 amino acids. The transcript has 6 exons. Gene Ontology annotation, cellular component: membrane; mitochondria-associated endoplasmic reticulum membrane contact site. NCBI's taxonomy places the organism in Eukaryota, Metazoa, Arthropoda, Insecta, Coleoptera, Nitidulidae. The record is from RefSeq and is a predicted model, not a curated record. Gene Ontology annotation, biological process: lipid modification; phosphatidylinositol biosynthetic process.
UAAAACGUAAUGCUAUCUCCUUGAACUUCUAACUCUAUUACUCUCCGCCGAUCAAAUUCAGUUGACUACCUUGCAGAACAACUUAAUGAAUCAAAAUGAAUCUAGAAGAUAUUAUUUACUUAGCUCUCUUAAUUUUUACAAUAGUUUUUGGAUAUUAUUAUAGAGCUUUAACUGAUCCUGCACUUAAGAGGAAUGUGGGAACAGCAGUUGGACUUUUUGUGGUGUUUAUGGUAUCUGGAGUUCACAUAAUUCAUCCAAUUAUUACAACAAUAAUAGGUGCUUUAAUAAUAUUAUAUGUGGAUAAAAGAAAAUGUCACUUAGUAUGUUUUCUCUUUGGAUUUAUAUAUAUAUUCUUUUUCCGUUCAACUGCAUACUUUGGUAUUCCAUAUCCUCCAUCUCACACAAACUUAGUACAAAUGAUGUUGACAUUAAAACUAAUUGGAUUAGCACUAGAAGUUACAAAUUCCCAUGAAUCCAAGAAGAAAAAAGAUAAUAGUGAAAAAACUGAUGAAGAAAAGUAUGAAGAUGAAUUUAAUAGAAUUGAUCAACUAACAUUCACAGAUAUUUUUCAUUAUUCAUUUAAUUAUGUAGGAGUUUUAACAGGCCCCUAUUACAAGUAUAAAACAUAUGUGGAUGCUAUUGAAAAACCUUACAUAAAAUAUGAUAAAUGGAAAGUAUUUUUAAAAGAAAAAAUGCUGUUUGUUCCCGUUUUUGCUGCCCUAUUUCUGCUGGCAUCUCAUUACUGGCCUUUAUCAUACGCGCUUACCGAUGAGUUUUACAACGAAAGAUCAUUCCUGUACAGAUGGUGGUACAUUUGGCCGAAUUUCUUUAUCUUCAGGAUGAGAAUGUACACCGGUUUGGUGUUAUCGGAAUGCGCCUGUAUCGUAGCAGGAGUAGGUUUAUAUCCCACCUUUGCGGCGAGCAAACCUGGCCUGGGUCCAUCAAGAAAUUUCAAGGAGCUAAAGGAAUUAACUGAUCCAAAAGAUUUGGAAAAGGUGGAAUAUGAUUACAAGACGGUGUUCAACAUCAGUCCACAAGGGGCGGACUUUUGCACUACAUAUAGAGAGGGCAUGAAGAAGUGGAAUAUUUGCAUUCAAUAUUGGCUGAAUGUGAAUGUUUUCAAACGGUUUCCUUAUAAAAAAUUCCGUGUUCUUGCCACAGUUAUGACGUCAGCCAUGUGGCAUGGUGUUUAUUCGGGUUAUUACGUUUGUAUCUGUACCAUCCCACUUGCUUUAAUGGUUGAAGAUGUUUGGGUGAAAAUUCUCCAUAUAGAAACCAAACAUGUUGCUUCUAAACCUAAGGAGUGGCUCUGGUUGAUGUAUAAAAUGAACAUGUUCUCAUAUCAAGCAAUAGCAUUCCAUUUAUUAGAAGUGAACAAAAUUUUCAAGUUCUACAAUUCCAUUUACCACGCUGGACUGAUUCUACACAUAAUACUUUAUGUAAUUGGAAUACAGAUUUUAAAAAUAAAAAAACGGAAACAAAAACACUCAACUAAUAAUGAAAAUAACGUUGCCAAAGAAAAAGUAAAAUAGUUUUGUUUAGUUUUUAGGAUUUUAAAAUUCAAUUUAAAUACAAGGAUAUUAAUAGGGUUAACUAGUAUUAAUUGCUCAUAAUAUUAAAGUUUGUGAUAUCUAUUGAUAUUUGAUGAAUCGAGUAAAUCAUUCACGACUGUUUUCAUAUCUGCAUGAAUUUAUAUCAAGUGUUUAUUUUAUUAAAAUAGCUCAAAUAUAGAUUUUACCAAGUUA